AUGGCCAACAUGAACCAUUCAGUCUUUGAUGACCAGAACGGGUCUGGUAACCCAGGAUACGUCCAGGUUCCUGACGCGUCAUUUCAUCGACUUCGCCGGAAGGAAAGUGGUGCCUUCAAUGCUCCUGCCCAGAGUGGCUUCCACUCAACACACUCUUCCAGAAAGGCAGUUGCUACGAACAGCGACCUUCUAUCGAUGUCGACCCCUCUUCAUCCUUCAACUUCUUCAGCUCCCACAUCAUCUUCACCGUGUUCCAGUCAUUCGUUGCGUACUGGCUUACUUCCAUCUUCCCUAGCUACUCUAUUAUCGUAUCCCAACUCCCCCGAUCCGCACGGCUAUUCUGCUGGUCCAAAGAUUGACUCGCAUAGAUACGGCACCAUGCAUACUGCUGUUCCAGAAUCCGCUCAGGCUCCUGAUACUCGUGGACUGUCCACUCUGCUCGGGGGCUUGAACAUCCAGGGUCAGCGUCCCGGGGCCAAGUACAAUGGUCUCAAGAGCAACAUGCCGCUAGCUGUGCCCCCUUAUAAUCCCCUUGUUCUUCUCCCCAAUGGAGCUUUCUUCGGAGGUCUUCCUUAUGAUCAGAACCCGUAUCUACCCCCCACUGGCAUCUAUCCGGGCUUAGCUUCCCCAUGCCCAGUGGUUCCCAGCCCUGCAGGCGACUUCUACCAUGGAGCCACCCCGAACCUGGAAGGCCCUGGACUGCCUAGCUAUGGUUAUAAUAGCUUUCCCCAGUCGGGACCUGCAUGUUUACCUUUCCAGAUGAUGAAGACUCCUACUGGAUACAUCCUUCAGGAUCUGGAAAGCCUAACCCAGCAAGAUCCGCCUAUUCCACGGGCUGUACCGGCUAUGUGGACUAACCCUUCUGAACUGACCCUUGCCAAGUGCCUGGAAAACCGGGAGGGCAUUACCAACGUCUACAUCCGAGGCUUCCUUCCAGAGACUACGGAUGAGAUGCUGCAUGCCUAUGCCUCUCGCUUUGGAAAGAUAGAUCGAUGCAAAGCGAUUGUGGACUUGGAUACAGGCCUUUGCAAAGGAUUCGGCUUUGUUCAGUACUACAACUUUGAGUCUUGUGAAAAUUGCAUCCGUGGUUUCUUCUAUCUUGGCUACCAGGCUAGCUUUGCUCAGAAAUCUCGCAACUCCCGUCUCAAGGACCUUGAAGACAAGUCAUCCACUAACAUCUAUUGUACCAACAUUCCGAUUGAGUGGACAGAGGCCGAUCUCCGUCAUCACUUUGAGCCGUACCAUGUCAUCUCGGAGAAGAUCAGCCGUGACGAGAAGACUGGAGUGAGCAAGGAAGUUGGAUUUGCCCGGUUUGAAACCCGUGAAAUCGCUGAAAAAGUCCUGUCUGAAUAUCAUAAUGCGGUUGCCAAAGACGGUGUGAAAUUGCUUCUUCGCUUCGCCGACACCAAGGCCCAGAAACUUCUCAAGCAGCAGAGUAACGAGCGCCGCGCCUAUCGUGCUGGCGAAUACAAUUAUUCGGUCGAGGUAGUUCAGGGUUCCACUCCAUCGCCUUCUAUUAACCGUCUUCAGCAGACUGCAUCUCACCUCAGCCCCAAUUCGCAGGGUAGCUAUGUGUCACCUGUUGGCAUGGGCGCAGCUUGGACUCCUGCUACGUCCAUCUCCCCAUCGUAUUUGGCGAAGGGUCAGGCUAGCAACAUGAGGUUCAACUCGUGGACUUCCCGCAACGGACCAGGAGGUCUGGAGAAUACACCUUUGUAUCGUGGACGACGUGGAGUGUGGAAUGAAAAUUCCUCGGGCUCUUCCUCCAAGGCCAAUUUCGCCACUCCCACCGCGUCUUGCGUUGAAUCUCGUUCGGAACGAUCCAGCCCUCGUAAGGAGAUCAAGGCAGGAUCCUUGUCUCCGAUUUCCUCUCGCAGGGAGGUUAUUGUGACUUCGCCUCGGUCGGUCGUCUGA
Messenger RNA from Aspergillus tubingensis, 1914 nucleotides. RefSeq names its product putative RNA binding protein MSSP-2. The record is from RefSeq and is a predicted model, not a curated record. The transcript is spliced from 8 exons. NCBI's taxonomy places the organism in Eukaryota, Fungi, Ascomycota, Eurotiomycetes, Eurotiales, Aspergillaceae. Gene Ontology annotation, molecular function: mRNA 3'-UTR binding; poly(U) RNA binding; poly(A) binding. Gene Ontology annotation, cellular component: ribonucleoprotein complex; cytosol; nucleus. The coding region runs from base 1 to 1914 and encodes 637 amino acids.